Brugia malayi is the source of this 10956-nucleotide messenger RNA. RefSeq lists its product as uncharacterized. The record is from RefSeq and is a predicted model, not a curated record. NCBI's taxonomy places the organism in Eukaryota, Metazoa, Nematoda, Chromadorea, Rhabditida, Onchocercidae. The coding region runs from base 1 to 10956 and encodes 3651 amino acids. Gene Ontology annotation, cellular component: intermediate filament; membrane; cytoplasm. Gene Ontology annotation, biological process: intermediate filament cytoskeleton organization; wound healing. Gene Ontology annotation, molecular function: structural molecule activity; calcium ion binding; microtubule binding. The transcript is spliced from 61 exons.
AUGUCGGAAAUUCUAAAUGCAUUUGGUGCGAUAAGUACAGCAAUUUCGGAAGGUUUCUGGCUGGUCACCUCGUCAGAGGAUGUGUCAUCAGCUUUUGAUCGAAUGCAGAAAAUGAGAAUUGAAUUGUUGACGUACGCAUCCAAAGUGCAAGAAUAUAUCGAGGAAACAGAUCGUUUGUGUACGGAAGGCGCAGAAUUUCUCACGCCGGAUCAAUUUAAUAGUCUAAAAGAGUAUCGAAAUAAACUUGAAACAAACUACAAUCAACUUUUGCAGCAUGUCGAUGUCAUUUUUCCAAGGUUGAACGUUUUAACAAAGCUGUUGCUGAAAUUUUCAAAUGAAUCAGGUCUGCUGCAUUCAUUUCUAAAUGAAAAAACCAGAGAAUUAACCAUUAUCAGAGCCGAAAGUGGUGACUCGCAAGUGUUUCAAGCGUCACGCCAGAAAGCUAAAGCAGUACUGGAUGAAGUGGUGGCUGCAAAAGAACAUUUGAAAGACAUUUUCACGCUAUCUACACGUAUACAAUCCGAAAUUGAUGGUUAUGUGACCGAAAUGCGUUCACAAUAUCCCAGUGCUCAGUUUCCGUCCAUAGAUACGCAUGAAUUAAUGGGUGCUAUUUCUAGGUUGCAGACUGAUUACGAUAUUUUACUUCGAAAUUGUCAUGAAUUAUCCGCAUAUUUGAGUCAGCUGAAGUCACUGGUAGUGACGCAUACGCAAAAUGUAGAAAAUCUAAACGAGUCAAUCACAGGUUUAGAGAGAAAAAUUUCUGAAACGGAAAGCAUUUUGCGAAGCACAAAUACCAUGGAUGGUGGCUCCAUCAUAUUAUCUGAGUUGGAAACAUUGCACCAUGUCUCAUUCGAACAGACAGGAAAAAUUGAAACUGUUACACGAUCCGCUGUAGAUCUUAGCAAUGCACUUAUGGGCACUGAUGCUCAUGAACGUAUCUCGCGUGAAAAUCAGCGUCAUAUUGAGGAACUUAUACGAAGGAAAACUCGUGCUCAAAAAAGGAUUGAGGAAAAUAUUGAUUUAUGGCGGAGUAAGUUAGCAAAAAUGGAAGGAAUUCGUGAAGGUGUGAUGAAUAUAAUAAUCUGGUUAGAUGAAGAAAAUAAGCGGUACUCGGAACCUAUUUCAUUACCUCUCUAUGUAGACAAAUUAACUGAAUUGCGACAUCAGAAUGAGUUGCGACAACGUGAAAUUUCGUCACGUCGAAAAGUGCUUACCGAUUUGGCAGCAGAUGCUCAAAAAAUAGCAGCAGCUAAUCCGGAUUCAGUAGCUAGCCGACAGAUGCUAAGUGAUUGUAACGAUGCUCAGAGAAAAUUCGCGACAUUAUUCGCGAUUUCGAAGGCUUGGGCUGAUAACAUUACGGAACUGACCACAGCUCUAACUGAUUUCAACGAUAUGGAAACAUCGAUUAACGAGAAAUUAUUAUUGUUGAAUGAGAAGUUAUCCAACAUUUCACUGACAGAUAUAAGUUCACUGAGUGAAAUUUCCAAUGAACUGAAGCAUUUAGCACAAGGCGAAUGGAAAGAAAUGGAAAGUAAAUGCAGAUGGAUUUUUGCCGUACCUAACAUUGUUGGAGACAAUUGUUUGGAAAAAAAUGUUACUCAUACCGAUAAUGCGAUCAAAAAAUGUGUUUCUCGAGUUGAGGAAUUUAUUGGUCAUGGAUGUGAAAUUAAAAAACUGUGUAAAACAUCUAAUGAACUGAAAAGCAAACUUACUGCAAAUCUAGAAGAUAUUGAAGCGAAAGCUCAAGUUCUGGAAAAAUGUUCGUUGAAUCCGAUAGAUUUGGCUAAGCAACGUUCAACAUGUCAGCAGUUGCAAAUGGAAUAUCAAAAUUGUCGCUCUGAAUUUGAAACACUUAGUGAAACUAUUUCUAAAUUGGUUGAAGCUGAAAGCAUUACGAGCAUGAAAAUAAAGGGAACUGUUGAACAAUCUGAGCAAGUUCAAGGAACACUACGUGAAAUGUCUUCCUUGCAGCAAAAAUAUACUGCUUUGGGCUCUUUUCUGCGAUUAAAAGAUGAAAAGAUCAGUAUGGAUAGCGCGAAGUUAUCAGAUUGGGACUUACAGCGAGAUAGUCUUGCCCGCUGGAUCAACAAUGAAAGCAAACGAUUGAAUACGGACUGUCCUAUAAUAUUUGUUAACGACGUUGUUCGUACGAAUAUUUCAAAGGCAAAACGGCUGGAAGAAAUUCUCAAAGAGAAACAAUUAGAAAUGGAGGAAAUUCGAAGCAAGGCACGUUUAUUGAUAAGUGAACCGUCUGUUCCGGGAACUGCCGAUAUUGUGAACUCUCAGAGAGCUCUUGAAUCUGAUUGGGAGAAAUUGGAUCAAGCGGUAUCAGCAUUGAAGGAGUGGAAUGAAUACGCGGAGUUGCUGUUUGAAGGGAUAACAAGUCUUGACAAAUGGUUGACACAAAAGGAACGGAUGAUGUCGGCCAUUGGAACUGUUAAUAUUGACCCUAAAGUUAUUGACAAUCAGCUUAUACAAACUGAGUUGCUUCGAGGUGAGUUGGAAGAUCAGGGUGCAGCCCGAAGUAAAGUGAAUGAAUUGGCACAUAAUUUAGUGGCCAGAAGCACAACUCCAUCAAACGCACAGCAGAUUGUCAUGCAGGUGGACACAUUAAAUCGCCAGUGGGUUUCAUUUCAUGAUAAAUUGGAAAAGAAGAAAAUAACUCUUCAAAAAGUUAAAGAACUUGGUUCGAAUUUUUCUAGCAAGCAGCGAGAUGUGAAAAUGCAACUGAUUGGCGUUGCGGAAGCAAUAGAACAAUUAAGUCGUUCGCCACUAACAUCUAAAAGCGACGUUGAUGAGCAAUUGAAAGUUCUGAAUGCAUCAAGUAUACGAUCAUCCGAAAUAGUUCCACAGUUAGAUGAACUGAAAGAGCUUGUAAAUUUAAUCUGCGAGAUAACGCAAGAUCAUAGCUUGCAAACGGAUAUACGCGAGCAGCUAAAUACAACGUUGCAAACUGCCCAAGAAUUAAAUAAGAAAAUAGAAAGUAUGAAAGUAGCAGCAACAAAUACAAAGGAUGAAGAAGGCCAAACUGUGACAGAGGUCGAAGCAGCAAUAAAGUGGAUAAAAGAUAUGCGGGAGCAGCUUUCUGAUUUGGGUCCUUUAUCAGUUAAUUCUACAGAACUCAAUGAACAGCGAGCAGCAAUUGGAAAAAUUUACAGUGUUGUGUUGGAUAUGGAAGGCGACAUUACCUUGCUAAGAGCAAAACUGAUGAAUCAGAUGAAAAAAAUGCGAUGUCCGAAACAAAAAGCAACUCUUGAUAAUCUCUCUGCCGUUUGGAAUCCAUUAUUGGAAGAAACUAAAAUAAAACAUGCAAAUGCUGAGCGAGCUUCUGAUCUUAUACAUCAGUUGGAAACUUUACUGAAGUCUCUAACGGUGCAAGUAGAUGAGAAUCGAUUAAGGUUAAACGAAAUCUCAGGAAGCAAGGACAGUGAUAUAGCUAACUUAACUGCUAUGAAACAAGAAGUUGACAAGCAUGAAUUUGAAAUUGCUCUGUUGGAAACUUUGUUGCAUAAAUUGGAAGUAAUCACAACUGGACCAUCACUGAAAAAGCUUGGUAGAGAAGUGGAAAAUGUAACUGGAGAUUUGAGAGCAUUGCUGAAAGAUGUCAAUAAUAUUUUGCAGAAGGCACAAAUAUCGAAGGGUAUCCAAAAGCAAUUUUCAAAAAAGAAAGAAGAAGCGCAAAUUGUGUUAGAUGCAGCGAAAGAAACAGCUGAAAGUUUGAAAAGAGCUGACAGCAUUUCAUCAAUUACAAAAGAAGUUCUGUUGAAAACUAUCGAUGAUCUUGAGAAUAAAUGGCACAAAAAAGAACGAGAAUUACAUGCGGCUUUGAAAGAUGUCGAAGGAGUUAUUACUCAUGAAGAAACUGAAAAUCUUCAUAAGGAUGUGCUUAAAAUGGGUGAUGAAUAUGCCGAAGUAGUAACACUUAUCCAGGGUUUACAUCUUGAAAUGAAAAAGAGAGACGAAAUACUGGAUAUCGUGAGACAAAAAAUCAGCUUGCUAAGUGCUGAGAUCCGGCAUGUAAAUGAAGAUUCUUUGCCUCCGAUUGAACGCAAUGUUGCAGAAUUAGAACGACAGAGUAGGGUUUGUGAUGAAUUGUUGAAAAAUAAUGCUGAAAAAGAAAAGGUUUUGGACGAAUUGACAUUGGAAUGGCAGCAGGUUUGUAGCAGCAGCAGCACUUUCACUCAAACGGCACAAAAAAGUGCAUUGAUGCAACAAGUAAGCGAAAUCAGAGAAGAUCUCAACAAACAACGUGCUGCUAUCAUGCAACGCAAACGUGUUAUUGGGAACACGCUUUUGGCUGCACAAGAAUUUGUUUGCAAAGCAGAAGCCUUAAGAGAUGAAUUUGAAAAGCUUGCAAAUGAUGAUGUGUUAAAAGGACCUGUUCAAACUGAAUUAAAUAUUCUUCGGAUGGAGCAGGAGAAAUUGAGAAUUUUUCGUGAAAAAGUACGGCCUGCUAAUAAAAAUUAUGCUACAGUUUUGGAAAGUUGCAAUAAUCUUAUAAAAAGUGCCGAUGAAGGAAUCUCUACAACAUCAUUGGAAGAGGAGAAGAGUAAACUUACCAGUGCUUGGAACGCUUUAAACAAACAGAUAGCAGAUCGUGAAAAACAAGUUUGUGCAUCGUUACAAGAACUUGGAAGUUACACUGAUGCACAUAACGCACUUGUUGUAUGGCUACAAGAUACCGAAGAAUCACUGCAGAACCAACGACCGCCCUCUAUCGAAUACAAAGUCGUUAAAGAACAAACUCGAGCUAAUGAUAUUUUGCUAAAACACAUUGAAGAAAAGCAACAAACUGUCGAUGGUUUCAAAACAUUAAUUGAUAAAGUUAUAAAACUUAUAACAGAUGUUACGAAAUGUGAAAGACUGAGAGAGCAAGCAGAUAAUAUCACACAAAGAUACGCUAUGUUAGUCGAAAGUGUGCAAGAGAGACGUAGCUGCUUGCAUGAUGCGAUUGUUCUAACCAAGGAUUGGGCGCAAAUAUCUGGACCGUUCAAAACAUGGCUUGAAGUGACCGAGCGUGCAUUACAAGAACUUGGGCAGGUGCCAAUCGAUGAGGAAAAAUUUCAGCAGCAAAUUAAUUCACAUCAGAAAUUGCAAGAAAAUAUUCAAAUGAAACACACCGAUGUAGAGAAGAUGAUGCAGCUAAGUCCUCUUCUGGCAAGUUUAGCGUCUGACGAAGAAGCUGCCGAGUUGGAGACAAUGUUUAAAAACUAUAUGAUACGAUAUGAAAACUUGGGUAUAAGGGCUGCUGAAUGUGGAGUUUUAUUGCAACAGGUUGGUGAGGAAAUAACAAACUUUUUGCAACGAACCAACGUGCUAGCGAAUUGGUUAGGUAAGAUCGAGAAUGAUAUGGACAAGUUAGACACGAUUUCCAUCUAUCCAGAAGAGCUGAACGAGCAAAGUGCUUUGCUUGCCGAUUUGGCAAUAGAGAUAACGAAACAGGAAGCUCUGGUCUCGAUGGUUGUUGAAGACGGUCAUGAAUUAUGUAGACAAACAACCGGCGAUGAAGCAGUUGCCCUCCAAAAUCGUAUAGAAACAUUACGUGCACGCUAUCUUGAUUUAACUGCUGUGACGGAUGCCAAAAUUGCUAUUUUGAGUGAAGCUUUACCACUGUCGGAGAAAUUCCAUGAUGGCUAUGAUAUUAUACAGCAGUGGAUGGAUGCUGUAGAACAAGAUUUGCAGACUGUUGAUCAGACUCCACUUGAAACUCAAGUGACAAUAUUAGCUCAAAUGGAAGAUGAUUUGACGAAGUGGCGUACUGAUGUUGAGAAAAUUAGCGUUAUCUCAAAACAGCUUCAGAAUCUCGUCUGUUUCAGAGCGGAUGAACUGGAAAUACAGACCGAUGAUAUGAAGCGCAAAUUUAAUCACCUUGCUGAGCAGAUUACGCGUAAAAGUGAUAAACUAACGUCGGUCGAGAAGCAAAGUCGACAAGUUUUGGAUGAAUUAGAUUAUCUUAAUGAAUGGUUUGCUGAUGCUCAUGAACGUUUAAUGCAGAGUGCAGCACCAGAAGUUGAUCCAGACUAUGUUAAAAAGCAGCUCAAAAAUCAAAAACAAAUGAACGAAGAUAUUGCAGUGAUGAAAGCGCGAUUGCGAGAUGCAAUUGCAGAUGCACAUAAAGUUGUCCGUGCUUUGGGUGAUGAGGCCAAUGGUCAAGAUUUAUUAUUGGAAAGCAAAAUUGAGACUGGUCGAACUCUAUCUGUUGAUGUAGCUCAGUUGGGUAGCGAAAGGUUGGGUAAAUUGGAACAAGCGCUGGCAUUAUGUCUUGAAAUCGAUCAGUCAUUUGGUGAAAUGCAUUCCUGGUUAGAAAGUAUGGAAAAUGAGAUUGAAAACUGUCCACCUGUUACAACAGGACAUCAACGAGACCAUUUGAUGCAGCAACAAGUUCACAAUACUAAAUUACAACAUUCGAUUAUAUCACACAAAUCUUUAAUGGAUCGUUUUCACAAGAAUGUCUGUGCUUUGAGCGAAUUAUGUGGUCCAGAAGAUGAAAUACAGCUUCAAAAAAUAGCUGAGGGCUUAGAUGAACGAUUCUUCGCUGCUCGAGAUGCCGUUCGUCAACGAGCUGAGGCUCUUGAAACCGCAAUUGAGCACGAUAGUCAAUUCACGGAUAGAUUGGAUAUUGUCGUGGCGAAUUUAGAUGGUGUUGCCAUGCAGAUUCGAAAUCCGGAGCCAAUACUAGCCGAUCCAGAGCGUAUCAAAUCAGAAAUCAUGGAUAAUCGUUCUCUAAUGGAACAGCUUAAACAUAAAGAAAGUAUACUGAGAUCAGUGAAGGAAAAUGCUCAUGAGAUUCUGGUUCAGGCAAAAGCAAAUGAUACUGGAGCUGCAGAAAUCGGUAUUAAAAUCAAAGAACUUGAUGCCUUGUGGGAAGAACUAAUGGAAGGUGUAACGACAAGAGAAAAUGUAUUGGAAGAUACGUUAGCUAAAGCAGAACAUUUUUGGUACGAAUUGAAGUUUCAUCAGAAAGCGAUUAAUGAAUUGCGUUUGCGCAUUGAAGGAAUACAGCCAGCCCUUGGAGAGCCAACAACCAUUGAGCAGCAGCAAAACAUCCUCUUAUUAAUUAAAAGUGAGACGCUAGACAUGAAGCCCGAAGUUAUGGAUAAAUUGCAUACCGCUGGACGUGAUCUUUGUAAUAUGGUUGCCGAGGAAGAAAAAGCUCAUAUAGAACAGCAAAUGAAUGAAAUUGAAGGAAACUGGAUUAUGGUAACUGGUAUGUGCGAACGAAAAGAAUCAGAUUUGCUUGAUGCCAUGGAGAAAGCAAUGGAAUUCCAUCAUUUAUUAACGAAGCUGAUAAAUUGGAUAGAAGAAACGGAAGCUGAAGUAUUCAAGUUAUAUUCUGGUACUGGCUCAUCAUCGAGUGAUGUUAGAAAUGAGCUUGCUGCUCUGAGUGAUUUACGUUCGUUACUGGACGAAAAAGCUUUGGAGAAAGAACAGUUGAAUCAGUUAUGUGCAAGCCUUUGCGUUGGUAGUACUGCCCAACAGUCUGCAAGCAUCAGAACUUCAAACAAUGACCUCAGUACUCGCUGGAAUCGAUUAUACUCAUUGUUGAACGAACGUCAACAGAAAAUGGAAAAAGCGUUGUUAGAAAUGGGACAGUUUUCACAGGCAUAUGAACAACUGUUGAUGUGGAUCGAGAAAAAGCAACAUAUUUUGGAUGACAUUAAUUCUCGGCCAGUCAGUCUCAAGGAAGCGGAAGUAGAGGUUUACAAACAUAAAGUAAUACAAAAUGAAAUUCUAAUACAUGAAGCAAGCUUAGAUACUUUGAACACUGCUGCUAAACGUAUCAUUGCUGCUGAUCCGAACAGUGCAACCUCAACGCAGCCUAUGAUCGAUAAGUUGAACUCAAACUGGCAUAUGUUGGUCGAUAAAUUGGAGGAUGUUUGGGUGCAGUUGGAUGAUGCUCGGAAAGUCGCUGAAAAUCUAGGCAUUGAAGUGGAUCGUUGGUCUAUGUGGCUUCAAGAUAAAGAUGCGGAUUUGUCUCAUAUAAAACCAACAGGUGGUUUGCCAGAAACCGCGCAAGCACAACUUGAUGAUUUCUUUGUUUUAAAGGCCGAAAUUGAACAGAAUCGACCUUCACUAGAAGCUCAUUUGGAAACAGCAACGAAGUAUCUAUCUGAUGGUGAUCGGGAUUCAUGGAUUGCUCAACGGGGAGCGCAGCUGAAUAAAAAGUGGGUUCAGGUGCAAGACAAGAUUGGUGAUAGAGAGCAAAAGUUGAGAAUUGCAUUGACAGAAGCUGAACAACUUCAUUCUUCUAUGGCGGAAAUGAAUGACUGGUUAAAUUCAGCAGAAAGCUAUUUAGGUUGUUUGGAACACAUAUCGAGGAUUCCUGAUACUGUAGAAAAACAAAUGAAUGAACAUACGAAAUUCCAAGCUGAGGUGGCACACUACCGGGAAUUAAUGAGUGGUUUGAACAGCAAAGGCACCAAAUUGCAAUAUUAUUGCGAAAAAAAAGAUGCGAUACCAAUUAAGAACUUGCUUGUUUCUGCUAAACAUCGUUUCGACAAAGUUGCUUCGAGAUGUGCCGAUAGAAUGAAACAAUUAGAUCUCGCAUUACAGGAAGCACGAUAUUACUUCGAGUCACAUGCUCAAGUAAUCGACUCGAUAACUUCAAGCCUUAAAUGGAUUGAUGAUCAGUAUGCGCAGACGGCAUGUGGUGAUCGGUUGCGAACUGACCUGGCGAAGCAUCGGAAAUUCCAACAUGAACUGAUGGAACGACAAGCAGUAUAUGAGACAAUAUAUAAACGUGGUAAGACACUUUCGGAGCAUGCGCCACGUGAAGAACAAGCCGAAAUCGAUUUAAUGAAUGGAUUGUUGAAGGAAAGAUGGACUCAACUUGUUAAUGCUACACUGCAGAAACAGCGGUCAAUCGAAGAUGCGUUGUUGACAUGUGGACAGUUUGAUGAGGCCUUGUCCUCACUUCGAGAAUGGCUCGAAAAGUCGUUGCCUAUUUUGCAGAAUAUUGAAACCAUUUCGGUAUAUGGUGAUUUGGAGACAGUAAGCAAAUUACUCGAUAAACAUAAAGAAUUAAUGGAUCAAAUAUAUGCUCAUCGAGAUACGUUGAAUUCAGUGAAGGAGCAUGCGCAGCAGAUGUUAGGAAAAGAAACGGAUGAUUCCCUGAAUGAUCUGAAGGAGAAGGUGGAGAAAGUUAAUGAGGACUGGGUGCUUCUACAGGAACUAGCAAAAAAAAGAGAGGAACAACUGAAAAUUGCUUACGAUACUGCCAGAAACUUCAGUGAUGAAAUUCACGAUUUUUUAGAUUUUCUACCGAAGAUUGAAGCAAGGUUAAAAACAAAGAAUCAAACUGAAGGUGAAAACGAAAUUCUGGAACAAAUGGAUGAAGUGGCACAGCUGCUUAAAGAAAUGGAUGAUAAAAGGAUAUUAAUGCAAUCCAUCAAGAAAACUGGGGAAGAUAUACAUUCCAAAUGUCAUCCGUCUGCGGAACAACCAAUGAAAUAUUGGUUAAAAGUGUUGCAAAAUCGAUGGGAUGAAGUAAUGAAUGCGAUCGAUAACAGAAGAGAUGAUUUGGAAAUGCAGCUCAGGGAACUUCGUGCGAGAGAGAAAAUGAUUGCUGAAUUGUUGAAAUACAUUGAAGAAAAAAGUACUGAAUUGAGGAUGAUAAAUGGGAGAUCAUUGCCUCAGGAAAUAGAUGCUCUUAACAGAUUUAUUGAGGACCACGAACAAUUCGAGAAAAAUUUACGGGAAAAACAAGGAAUGGUUGAUGAAGCAACAAGAAGUCAACGAAAGCUGUUUGCUGUAGAAGAAAAAGUGAAAAAGAAAGGUGUCAAAACACUACAAAGGCAUGAACAUCCUAUACAGCAUCCUAAAUCCGACCAGCUCUCCAGUAGAUGGAAAAAACUAUGGAUAGAUUCAAUGGAUUAUGGUCGCCAUUUACGCGAGAUGAAAGAUUAUUUGGAGGAGGUGAAAAGAUUGGAGUCAUUCUCAUUCGAGCAGUGGCGUGAACGGUAUUUAGAAUGGACUGAUUCUGGAAAAGCUCGGAUUUCCGAUCUAUUUAGAAGAAUUGAUAAAAGUGGAACUGGACGAGUGCCACGAGCUUCUUUCAUUGAUGGUAUCAUAGCAUCUAAAUUUCCUACUACUCGACUAGAAAUGGAGAAAGUUGCGGAUGAGUUUGACAAAGGUGAUGGAAUGAUUGAUUCGAAAGAAUUUAUGGCAAAGCUUCGUUCCGAGUUUUCGAAAAAACUAUCGACAAAGCAGAAGACCGACAAUGAAAAGAUCACAGAAGAAGUUGUAAGGCAGACGGAAAGAUGUAACUGUAUUAAUCGAUAUAAGAUUCAGAAAGUGAGCGAUGGACAUUAUCGCUUCGGUGAAACGCAAAUUAAGCGUAUGGUCCGCAUUCUUCGAUCAACAGUUAUGGUUCGCGUAGGUGGUGGAUGGGUUGCUUUGGAAGAAUUUCUACAUAAACAUGAUCCUUGUCGUGCUAAAGGACGAACGAAUCUCGACUUGCAACGCAAUUUCUAUGACGAUGUUCGACCAAAAGAUGCGUACGAUACAAUAGAAACAUUUAUCAAGUCAGACAGAUCAACAUCAAGUCGUGAUUCGUCGAUUCGUCGCUUUCAGGAAUCAUUAUUGCAGUCUCGUUUCCAGGCAACUCCGGGUCCGAUUACAAAAAUCAGGGAAAAGACGGAGCGCAGUAUGCCGAUGUACGGUGCUGGACGUUCGUCAACGAUAUGCCGCAAUUCGCCACUUGAUAUGUCGAAAUCAAAUAGAAAAUCAACUGAAAUAAAUGGACAAGAUUCAAGAAUUAGGCAUCCAAAUGCUUCAAGCACUGUUUCACGCUCAGAAUCUCAUGGUGACAUGUUGGAUUUGUCACGACCACUAAGCCGAAGCUCAGAUGUUUCAGUAGACAGCGAUCGACCAACACGAAUACCUUCAUUACGUGGUCGGAAGGGCAUCAAUUAUCGAGCAUCAUCUGCACAAGCCAGUCCUCAACCACGUAUAUAA